Messenger RNA from Daphnia pulicaria, 704 nucleotides. RefSeq lists its product as uncharacterized. The transcript has 2 exons. The record is from RefSeq and is a predicted model, not a curated record. NCBI's taxonomy places the organism in Eukaryota, Metazoa, Arthropoda, Branchiopoda, Diplostraca, Daphniidae. The coding region runs from base 98 to 478 and encodes 126 amino acids.
AGUAUAAAUAGUCGAGCUAUAAACAGUCCAGCAGCAACAGUUCCUCAACUGACCAGCAGCUUUGCCAAUAAGCUCCUCCACUUGUAAGCGAACUAAAAUGAAAUUCGUGAUUGUGUUGGUUUGUUUGAUGGCUGUGGCCGCUGCCGUUGACGAGAAUAAACCGGAUGAUGCGGAUCUCAACACCAACAUCGAAGCUCCAGCCGAUCUGGACGUCGAUGACUGGCACAGUCGCCGUUACUUUGGCCACUAUUACAAUCCCUACGGCUACUACAACCCCUACAGAUACGGCAAACAUUGGCGUGGCCGACGCUCAUCCGCUGAUGAAGACAUCCAGCAACCGGAAGCGGAAGCUAAUAAUCCCGUCGUCGACCAAGACGCUAACGAGCACCGCCGUCGUGGCUAUUACGGCUACUACAAUCCCUACGGUUAUCGCAACUACGGAUAUGGCAAAUACUGGCGUGGCUAUUCGUGGCAUUAGAGAUAACAUUCAAAUCUAUACGAGUAGUGGGUUCUAUAUGUAUGGCUAUCGAUAAUGUUUUAUUACCUCCCAUUGUUGACCUAACUGGAAUUUGAAAUUUCACUUGGCAAUUCCGUCAUAAUAUUACGCUUCAAAAUGUUGUUUCAACUCUGGAAACUGGAUCUGCUAAAGGUGUUUUGUCAUAUUGCCUUUGGAUUUUCUUUUAAUAAAUUUCUUUCAGCAAUAA